Messenger RNA from Myotis brandtii (Brandt's bat), 2031 nucleotides. RefSeq names its product solute carrier family 35 (GDP-fucose transporter), member C2 (gene SLC35H1). Bases 1065 to 1949 code for a protein of 294 amino acids. NCBI's taxonomy places the organism in Eukaryota, Metazoa, Chordata, Mammalia, Chiroptera, Vespertilionidae. Gene Ontology annotation, molecular function: antiporter activity. The record is from RefSeq and is a predicted model, not a curated record. Gene Ontology annotation, cellular component: cis-Golgi network; Golgi apparatus; endoplasmic reticulum-Golgi intermediate compartment. Gene Ontology annotation, biological process: UDP-glucose transmembrane transport. The transcript has 9 exons.
UGUUGGAGCAGGAACUGCAGCAAAGGCAGAAGGUAGGAGAAGUUGAUUCACAGAAGGGUACAGACUGCCCUAGCUCGGAAGCCGUGGGUAGGACCACGGGGAGGGGGUGCUAGAAGAAAGAUCUCUUGGUGCCAGCAUGCCCUGUGGUCACCUGUGGGGGGUAAGCAGUGCUUCUUAUCAGGGAGCAGUUUUGCCCCCAGGAGACGUUCCUGUUUGUCAUUACUUGGGAUGAGGGUCUGGGAUGCCACAGGCAUCUAGUGGUUAGAGGUCAAAUGCUGCUAAAUGCCCUACAGUACACAGGACAGGCCUUCUCCAAUUGUCAGUAAUGCCAAGUGGAGAAACCCUGGUCUAGAGGAAGGAGUAUGAGCCUUGGGAUCUGUUGGACCCACUGCCUAGCUGUGUUAGCAGAAUUCUGACUGUGGGAGGUGCAGGGAGAAGGAGAGGAUCAUAUAGGAAACUAAUGCAUCGGGUGGGGGAGAAAGGGAAUGGUGGCUGGAUGGUAGUGGUGGAGGUCAGGAAAUGUGGCCAUAUUUGGGAUAUUUUUUAAGACAGGUCUGACAGUACCUGUUGAUUGAAUAUGGGCUGAGGGGAAGAGAGGAAUCAAGGAUGAGAACAAGGUUUCUGGCCUGAGCAGCUAGCAACUAGUGACUGGUGGUGCCACCUCAGGGUGGGAAGAGGAGCAGGUUUUGACGGAGGGUGGAGGACUCCUGGAGAACAGAAGUCCAUUCUGGACAGGCUGGGUGUGAGGCGCCUGGUGUUAGACAUCCAAGCGAAGAGGACAAGGAGGCAGACGGGUAUCCUGCGUUAGCCGGGGAGCCUCAGACCUGGGACCGUGAGCCCUGCACCCGGUAACCAUGGAGAGGAUUGGCUCGGUCCACCAGCCCCUUAGGUGAGGACUCCGCCCAGGCUCCGAUAACCGUCCUGAUCAUGGAGUGAAGAGAACUCCUCUAACCAGGCCACGUUCUUGUUAAAAGUCGUGGCGCAGGCCCAGCGGCUCUUCCUGCUCGUCUUCAGGAGAGGUGCCUGCCCCCGCCGACCCCAGCUGGGAGCAGCUGCUUCCCCAGAUGGGGAGGUGGGCCCUCGACGUGGCCUUUGUGUGGAGGGCAGUGUUGACCCUGGGGCUGGUCCUUCUCUACUACUGCUUCUCCAUCGGCAUCACCUUCUACAACAAAUGGCUGACAAAGAGCUUCCACUUCCCCCUCUUCAUGACGAUGCUGCACCUGGCCGUGAUCUUCCUGUUCUCCGCCCUGUCCAGGGCGCUGGUCCAGUGCUCCAGCCACAGGGCCCGCGUGGUGCUGAGCUGGACCGACUACCUCAGAAGAGUAGCUCCGACAGCGCUGGCUACGGCACUUGACGUGGGCUUGUCCAACUGGAGCUUCCUCUAUAUCACCGUCUCACUGUACACAAUGACCAAAUCCUCAGCCGUCCUCUUCAUCUUGAUCUUCUCUCUGAUCUUCAAGCUGGAGGAGCUGGUGAGGCCCCAGCAUCCCCUGAGUCCCUCCUCCCCCCUCAGGUGCGGGCGGCGCUGGUCCUGGUGGUCCUCCUCAUCGCCGGGGGCCUCUUCAUGUUCACCUACAAGUCCACGCAGUUCAACAUGGAGGGCUUUGCCUUGGUGCUGGGGGCCUCGUUCAUCGGUGGCAUUCGCUGGACCCUCACGCAGAUUCUCCUGCAGAAGGCGGAUCUUGGGCUCCAGAACCCCAUCGACACCAUGUUCCACCUGCAGCCACUCAUGUUUCUCGGGCUCUUCCCUCUCUUUGCCAUAUUUGAAGGUCUCCAUUUGUCCACAUCUGAGAAAAUCUUCCGUUUCCAGGACACAGGGCUGCUCCUGCGGGUACUCGGGAGCCUCUUCCUUGGCGGGAUUCUUGCCUUUGGUUUGGGUUUCUCCGAGUUCCUCCUGGUUUCCAGAACCUCCAGCCUUACUCUCUCCAUUGCCGGCAUUUUUAAGGUGAUGGCGACCCUAAACCCUCCAAGGGGCUGGGCUCCAACCCCGACCUGGAGCUGCUGCUCCGGAGCAGCCAGCCAGAGGAAGGG